Messenger RNA from Penicillium crustosum, 3063 nucleotides. RefSeq lists its product as uncharacterized. Lineage: Eukaryota; Fungi; Ascomycota; Eurotiomycetes; Eurotiales; Aspergillaceae. The record is from RefSeq and is a predicted model, not a curated record. The coding region runs from base 1 to 3063 and encodes 1020 amino acids. The transcript has 3 exons.
AUGAGGAUUCUUACCGAAGUAGUCGACCGUCUGGCAGCUGAACAGCCGGACGGUCUUUGGGUGAAGGCUGGGGCACUAGACAAUGGAGUUCUAUCCUGGAGUGACAUUACCUGGUCCCAACUAGCCAGCGCGGUUGACUACAUCUCGCAUUGGAUGGAAGCUCGACUUGGACCCCCAGCACAAAACGAGACUAUGGGGUAUAUGGGAAUUAACGAUAUCAGAUAUCCCAUCAUGAUCCUCUCUGCAAUGAAGAUGGGAACUUCCUCCAUACACCCGAAUUCGCCCCCCCAGAUGCAAGCCUUGGCCAUGCACCAUUCAGAGCUCAACCUUGUUGAGAUUCCAUCUCUAAAUGAGAUCAUGCAGCCCAAGACUGCCUCGAACCCGUACUACAACUUUUGCCGUCCUCGAAAGGAUGAUGUUGCACUUAUCCUACACUCUAGCGGGUCAACAGGCCUGCCCAAACCCAUCUUCAUCCGGACCGGAGCCCUGGUAGCUGUGGAUACCAUCACCUCCAUGUCCGCUCCAAUCGGUCGCAGAAAUAUGCACGACGAACUAUUCGCUCCUACGCUGAUGGUGUCAAUGAUGCCCUUUUUUCACAUAAUGGGAAUUGUGACGCUAGUCCGUUCCAUAUAUCACCAAGGUCCACUGGCUCUGUUGCCCCCCGGGCAGCCAGUCACGGCAGAUCUAUUGAUUAAUGCGAUAUUUCAGGAGAGGCCAAGUGUGGCAGCAUUUGCACCGUCCAUCCUAGAAGAAAUCUGCAACUUACCCAAUGGCCUCGAGGCGCUGUCUAUGCUGGACUACGUUUUCUACGGUGGUGCCCCACUGGCGCGCUCCUGUGGUGAUCAAAUCACACGGGUCACCAACUUGCAAGUCACCAUUGGCAGUACGGAGAUUUUGAACGCACCCAACUACCUAACCCAAGAACCGGAUGACUGGGAGUACUUCGAAUGGAGUGCCGAAGCAGGCAUUGUCAUGGAACCGGCAACGGAGCGCUCAUUUGAGAUGGUGAUCAAACAGAAAAUGGAUCGACGAAAUCAAAUUGUCUUCCACAAUUUCCCUGAGCUCUCCGAAUGGCGUACCAAGGAUUUAUUCGAACAACACCCUACCAAACCCAACCUCUGGCGAUACGUCGGAAGACUUGACGAUCUUCUGGUAUUCAGCAACGGGGAGAAAACGAAUCCCGUGGCGUUUGAAAAAAUCAUAGAGGGACACCCGUGGGUGCAGGGAGCGCUCGUCGUGGGUUCUGGCCAGUUUCAGGCUGGUUUAAUCAUAGAGCCACACGCGGAUCGGAAAGGAGUAGACGAGGAAGCUUUCUUUGACGAGAUCUGGUCAUGGGUGGAGAAAGCCAAUGCUGGGUGUCCAGCUCAUGCAAAGGUGUGGCACUCCAUGACCAUGGUGGCUACCCCGGAAAAGCCUUUCAAACGUUCGGCCAAAGGCUCGAUCAUGCGCAAAGCGACCUACGAGCUGUAUGAGUCGGAGAUCGCACAACUAUACAAGCGACAGGACGAGUUCUCGGUCCACGAAUCCGAUGUCAUCGACGGUCCAACUGACCUCGCCAGUAUCAAGUCUGUACUCAGAGCGGCACUACGUACAUGUCUAGCAUCGUCUACCCGGGAAUAUACCGACAACGAUGACAUCUUUGUUGGUGGAUUUGAUUCCUUGCGCGUGCUGCAGAUGAGCAAAAUCCUCUCAAGAGUCUUCCGUGUGAAAGUGUCAAGUCAAGCAUUCUGUCCGCCACGGUUGAUAUACAAUAACCCAACCAUAAACCAACUAUCUCGAGCCAUCCAACAGAGAAUCACCCACAACGACCAUAACGCUAUUAAAGUAUCACCAACCUUGAUGUCUAGAGAAGAAAAGAUGUCAGCAAUGAUAUACAAGUACACAAAAUUGCUCCCCACCGCCCCAGUAACUGGGAUCCCACCCCCAUCUGGGAAAUACAAAGCAAUCCUGACUGGUUCCACGGGCUCCCUUGGGACAUAUCUUCUCCACUAUAUGCUACAAAGCCCGUCAUUCGAACAUAUUUAUUGUUUCAAUCGCUCGGCAGAUGCUGAAUUCAGACAAAGGAAGAGCCUGCGUGACCGAGGACUUGAUGUGAACGACCUAGCCGAAAAGGUUGAUUUCCUCACUACAGACCUAACUCAGGCACAAUUCGGUCUUUCAUCUAGCAAAUACCAGGAACUUCAAGAAAAUGUCAAUGUUUUCCUUCACAAUUCUUGGCCUGUCAACUUCAACAACAGUCUGGAAUCGUUUGAGUCGACCGCUAUCAUUGGGGUACGCCAAUGCAUUGACUUUGCGUUGUCCGCGACGCAUCGUCCUCAUAUCAUGUUUUCUUCUUCUAUCGCCAGUGUCGGGAACCAGCAUAUCAUUCGAGAUGAUGGCCCUAUUCCUGAAGAAUUCGAGGAUGAUGUCUGUCUUCCACUGAGACAGGGGUAUGGGGAAUCCAAGCACGUCGCCGGUUCUAUUUUAUUCCGAGCAGCGAGGAAAUCGGGAUUGAGAGCAACCGUUCUCCGUCUGGGCCAGUUAGGAGGUCCCAAGGACGGAACUGGAGCUUGGAAUAAAGCUGAAUGGCUCCCGACUUUGAUCGAGACAUCCAAGUCCUUACAAAAGAUUCCAAGCACUCUUGGAGGCCACGACGCAAUCGACUGGGUCCCCGUAGAUGUUGCAGCUCAAUCUGUGAUAGAACUCACGUUGUCCCGACUUGAGGACGACUUGACCAAGAAUCAACUAUUCGACUGCUUUAAUAUUGUCAAUCCGCAGAUUGUCCAGUGGAAUGAUCUUGUGCACACCGUCUCUAGUUUUUAUCACAAGCAGGGAUGUGCCAUGGAGGAAGUCGAAUACAACGACUGGCUUAAUGCAUUGAAGCAGAUUGACCCUGUGUCCGAAAAUAUCGAUAAAUACCCGGGCAUCAAGUUGGCCGAAUUCUAUGAGGAUAUGGGGCAGUUGGAGAACCGAAAGGUACACCUUGCUACAGACCGGUCGUUGCUCAGGAGUGGUAGUUUGGCCAAUCUGCAGCCUCUCAAUAGUCAGCUUGUUGAAAGAUGGCUGGAGCACUGGGCCUUUUGA